GAGCUUCAAUCAGCAGCAACAGAAAAAUUGCAGCAACAACAGGAAAAAACUAGAGAGAUUAUCAAUAUAAUGGCUCCCACACAGGAAGGACAGCAAAACCAAGCUGGUAGGCACCAGGAAGUUGGCCACAAGAGUCUCUUACAGAGUGACAAGCUUUACCAAUAUAUACUGGAAACUAGUGUUUAUCCGAGAGAGCCUGAAUCCAUGAAACAGCUCCGGGAACUAACAGCAAAACAUCCAUGGAAUCUCAUGACUACAUCUGCUGAUGAAGGGCAAUUUUUAAACAUGUUGCUGAAGCUUAUAAAUGCCAAGAACACCAUGGAAAUUGGUGUUUAUACUGGCUAUUCUCUCCUUGCUACUGCCCUUGCUCUGCCAGAUGAUGGCAAGAUAUUGGCCAUGGACAUCAACCGCGAAAAUUAUAAACUGGGUCUACCAGUCAUCCAAGAAGCUGGGGUUGCUCACAAGAUUGACUUCAAAGAAGGGCCUGCUCUUCCUGUUCUUGAUCAAAUGAUUGAAGCUGGAAAAUAUCAUGGAACAUUUGACUUCAUCUUUGUUGAUGCUGACAAGGACAACUAUCUUAAUUACCACAAGAGGCUUAUUGAGCUAGUGAAGGUUGGGGGAGUCAUUGGCUACGACAACACCCUAUGGAACGGGUCUGUGGUGGCACCUCCUGAUGCACCAUUAAGGAAAUAUGUGUUGUAUUAUAGGGAUUUUGUCUUGGAGCUCAACAGAGCCCUGGCUGCUGAUCCAAGGAUUGAGAUCUGCCAACUUCCUGUUGGUGAUGGGAUUACUCUUUGUCGCCGCAUUAGCUGAUCAAUCUAAGCUGGCCUGGGCAGUUGCUAGCAACACAAGGGUGCCACAAAACCAAGUUUAUCUGCCUUCACUCCUUCGUUAAUACUAAUAGCAAGCUGUUCAUUGCUGCUAUUUUGAUGUUUUUAUGGAUUCUGUGUAACUAUUCUCAAAGACCACAAUGUUCUAUGUUAUAACAUAAGAAGACUAUUUGCAAAGCAUUUUUGUUAUAAAAUUACUAUUUGCAAAGCACUUAAUUUGCAUAGGAUGGUUUUCUCAUCCGUGCAUGAUCAGAGGAAUCAUUUUCGAAGAGACUGGGAUCUCUACCGACAUUCAAUGACUGAAUAUUCGUUGAUUUUAUUUUUGUUAAGAUUCCCAUGUUAUUGCAUAAACUAUAGAAAAUCUACCCGGUUGUUAUCAGGGAGCCAUCAAGCUAUUGCUUGGCAAAUUAAGCAUCAUGUCAGGAAAAUUUGAACCAUUGUCACUUUCAAUAUAAAACCUAACUCUGAUAGGUACAGUUUCCUACAACAUAUGCCAUCAUUAUAGUUAAGCAAUAGACCAUAAAAAUUUUUGUUGUUAGGCAAAC
Messenger RNA from Durio zibethinus, 1375 nucleotides. Its product is annotated as caffeoyl-CoA O-methyltransferase. NCBI's taxonomy places the organism in Eukaryota, Viridiplantae, Streptophyta, Magnoliopsida, Malvales, Malvaceae. The record is from RefSeq and is a predicted model, not a curated record. Gene Ontology annotation, molecular function: O-methyltransferase activity; S-adenosylmethionine-dependent methyltransferase activity.